CGCAUCGCCGGGUUCCCAGCCCGGUAAAGACUAUAUAUCUCGCGUGACAGGGAAAAAACUAACAGUUAACACAAAGUAUGAAAUACCCAGACAAUCCUUGGGCGACGAGUGUCGCCUUCAGCACCUAACAGGCUGGACUGUAUGUCCGACACAAUGGACCACCCAACCGUUAAGCCAACAUGGAUUAACUUCUUUGACGGGGAAGUAUAUCACCAGUACCAGUCUUUUGUGAAAACAAGGGAUUUUACAAAGAUCCUCCAAAGCCAAAGAGCGGAAGAUAAAUCCCAGCUUCAGGAUCUCAAAACAUGGCCGCAACAGGAAAUGACGUCACACCCAGCCGAUGACCCAAUCUCAAACCCGGAUGCAGAAUACUCGGAGAUUCCCGCUGACAGGGCACUCCCACCUGAUGUCAUCUUCCCCUCAGCAGAGGAAGCGAAGGCUCGGAGAAAGCGAACUCGGACAUACGUCCUUCUCGGCAUCCUGGUCAUGUCCUUGGUCGCCAUGUUAGUGGCCUUGCUACUUCACUUUCAUCUUCAAAAGUCUCUGUUUGGUAGCGCGUCCCGCAUGGGUGCCGCCACAACCUCCCCUGCCCCAGGCUUUGCGAGCAUCAACCCCUUUCAGACCACGCCCAACAUCAGGUCAACUGACAGAUCUGGAGCAAACGUGAAGAAUGAAACUUUUUUCCAUCAUCCCGAUCCUAAUUUUUUGAAAACGAUAUCCCGGGAUGGCAACAAAGUUAUCGGCGACUUACCUCCCUUUGAGCCUGCCAAGUUCCUCAAUGACGUCACUAUGAUCCCUACAUCUGGAAUCGAGGCUUCCAUUUUCGGCUUAAGGCCAGCUCCCAUCACCGUCACCGCCCCCAACGUCCUGUCGACGAUGUUGGAGCGGGAGCUGCAGCUGGAUUGUCUGAUCAAGGGGGAGGCGGACUGGCAGAGUGUCGCCAUCGUCAAGCUGGGGGAGUCGGGGCCGACGGAUGCGCAGGAGGUGGCAAAGUUUUCUACCAAACCUGAUCCAGCAUCUGCAACAAGAACCGACCGGAGAGUAAAAUAUGACGUCAUCAAGUCCGGAAAUGACGUCAAAUUCAUUGUGAAGAUUUCCCACCCCGUAUGCAGCGAUCAUGGCUAUUACCAGUGUGUGGUUACCUUGACCCCGGGUACCGUGAUGACCUCAAGGUUCAGGGUCGCAAUCACGUCUCCGUCCCAAGGUCCCGUUCUGCACGUGCCAAACGAGAUAGUGGAGGCCAAACCGACCCGCCUGAAGACCACGUGGGAUGCGGGACAUCCAGAAUUCAAUGGAAUUCUAGAAUGGGAACUUCUGGAUAAGGACACCUGGUCUGAGUUGGCCUACACAGACUACCAACAAACACAGACUCGAGCUAACUGCUCAACUAUCAUUGAGAGCCAGUUCCUAGUCACACCGAAACUGUCGUGGAAUGCGACAACUAUCAGGGCCAAUGUUAUUCCCACCCCUUCGUUCACCGACACGGCGGACACAGCGGCCAAUGUUACUCUGGAAUCUCAACACGAGGAAAUACUGGUCGUGCCAGCUGAUGUGUGUCACGGUUCAAGUAACGGGACGUUCAUCAAACAUCCGUACACCUGCCACAAGUUUAUUAGGUGCAUUGACAACGACGUUUUGGUGUUCGUUUGUCCUUCUAACCUCUGCUUUGACCUUGACCCCGAGACGUGUGUCAAAGAAUCUGAUCAUGUGGGAUAGUCAUGAACAACGUCUCCCCACAUGAUCAUCAGGAACAAUGGAACCACAUGCACGUGCAUGAAGUGACCUUUCAGUGAUCACAAAGUAAUGUAUUUGUUAGAACGUCCGCCGAUGUCCUCUUGUUUGCAGGGAUCAGUACUUGUCGGUGUCCUUCAUCAUUGCGUCAGUGAUCAGUGAGUAUGGUUUUACGCCGCUUUUAGCAAUAUUCCAGCAAUAUCACGGCGGGGGAUACCAGAAAUGGGCUUCACACAUUGUACCUAUGUCGGGAAUCGAACCCGGGUCUUCGGCGUAACGAGCGAACGCUUUAACCACUAGGCUACCCGACCGCCCCUCUUUGCGUCAGAAUGGCGUCCCCUCAACUCAGUCACUCCUGAAGAUUGUUCUAGCUUCGAGUGAUAAAACAAGACGUCGGGACCAGGUUUACUUUCAUCACAUACAGUAUAUGGAGUGAGUGAGGGAGUGAGCGAGUUUAGUUAUCGCCGCUUUUAACAGUAUUCCAGUUAUAUCACGGCGUGUCAGCGUAAUGUGGGAGGAAAGCCCGAAGUGAUGCAGGUCUUAGACGUUUACCACUUCGGUGAAAGCAAUGAGCACGGGUAUGGUGCUGACAAAUCUAGAAACAUAAUCGGGGCGAACCGGGAUUCGAACCCACAAUCAUAGGUUCCUGACGUGUCCAAGGGACGCAACUCUGCACAUCGAAUUGCGGCGCCUUGGACGAUUGGGCCACCCGCGCCCCCAUAUUGAGUUGGGGAAUGUGUCAGCUUCAACUGAAGAAGAUAGACUUAGCGCGACAAGGUUUUACCGAUGGUCAGAGAGCCAUUCAACAAAUUUUCACCAUUUUGCCUGUUACACCUAAUGGAAUCUGUUUCGGCGGAUAAUCGAGACUGGUUAUGCUCUGGCCUUGACGUUUUAUAUCUACAUCACAUUGAGUGGGAGACUGCUGGUGCAAUGCUGUCAUUCAAACUCUUGAUUGUGUGGCCAGCUUUAUCGCUUCUGUUACUGCGAAGAAUAUGAUAGUUAUAAAACAAACACUAACAUAUCAUUUGGUUUCACGGGUUUCACGGGUUUCACGGGCCUUAGUCUUGCGUAACGUCGGCACCUCAUUCUGAAUAUUGACCUGAUACUUGCUGAACAUGAACCUUGUCUUGGUGAACUGGGCAGAUGUGUGUCCAGUGGUUCAAAUGGCGACAUUAUGUCAAGUAGAAGAUGGCAUUCUCCCUUACAUUGAAGCUUGGCUUCUGGCACCAUACUGACGUCACAUCCAAUGUCACAUUCUAAGUUUCUCCGCAUCAAACUGACACGCCGUCAUAUACCUGAAACCCUGAUCAAUUCGGCGUGUUCAACACAGGUCACUCAUUUAUGUCAAAUAUAUGAGGGGCGGUCGGGUAGCCUAGUGGUUAAAGCGUUCGCUCGUCACACUUAAGACAUUGGUUCGAUUCCCGACAUGGGUACAAUUCGUGAAGCCAGUUCUGGUGUCCCCGACCGUGAUAUUGCUGGAAUAUUGCUAAAAGCGGCGUAAAACCAUACUCACUCACUCACUCACUCACUCAAAUAUAUGAACUCUUUGUUCCUUAAGUUCAAUUAUGACCCUAAUGGCUGUUUUCCCUCCGAGUGCUGCUUAAGACGUCAAUAUGGAUCACUCAGUGUUUAAAAAAACUAGGCGCUAGACAAAAAGGCUGAAAACGCUUAAGGAUGAAGCAAUGGUGGAAUUAAUACUUCCUUGUGAGAACUUGCGAUGUCGCUACCAGUACACGAAGGUGACGAUGUGAGGUGGCAGUUUUAUUACCGGACGUCCCAAAGCUGUGCGGAAUCCGGAGGUCGCAAACUACGUCACGUCAUUGUUAUGUGAUGGGGUCAUGGGUAGGGAGGACAACUUCGUCACAUCAGUUUUGUACAAAAUACAUCGCUUUUAUCGACAGUGUCUGUAACACUCGCAGAAGCUAAUAGGUGUUGUCGUUAUUGUACAUAGCGAUAUAUAUAAUAUAACUUACAGCCUGAUUUUUAAAAUAAGAUGGAAAUGAGUUUUUAUUUGCAUACAUAUCAUAACAAAUAAUUCUGUUUAGAUGUCUACAUAUACGUAUUCAUACAUAAAAAUAUAAAAGGAACUCUUCUUCCAAAAUGUUCUUAAUAGUCUGGAUGUAAUUUUUGCAUUUUCUUUUUUCUUUUUUUUUAUGGCUAUUAAAUCUGUUCUGUUUAUUUAGAUCUACUAAUAUGUUCUACAAAAUUAUUUAGGAAGUAAGCGUUAACCUUCGUAUGACCUUGAAAACCCCUCGCAAAUGUCCGUCAGAAAAGCUGUUGUAUCCCAUACGUUAUAUCCAAACGACACGGGGCGGUCGGGUAGCCUAGUGGUUAAAUUUAAGCGUUGGCUCGACACGCCGUUGAUCCGGGUUCGAUUCCCGAAAUGGGUACAAUGUGUGAAGCCCAUUUCUGGUGUCUCCCGCCGUGAUAUUGCUGGAAUAUUGCUAAAAGCGGCGUGAAACCAUACUCACUCACUCACUCACUCCAAACUCCACUCUGUGAUAACAGAACAAACAGUGCAAAUGGAAUAUCAGAAGGAUGUCCUGCCCAAAUAAAAGCAUUAUAGUGUUGGUCAUAUGUCAGAUGUAUCAAUACACAUGUGUACAAAUGGCAAUACGUUAUAGAUAACUAUUAUAAUGUUGCAUCUUACACAUGUGUACAAAUGGCAAUACUUUAUAGAUAACUAUUAUAACGUUGCAUCUUACACAUGUGUACAAAUGGCAAUACUUUAUAGAUAACUAUUAUAACGUUGCAUCUUACACAUGUGUACAAAUGGCAAUACUUUAUAGAUAACUAUUAUAAUGUUGCAUCUUACACAUGUGUACAAAUGGCAAUACGUUAUAGAUAACUAUUAUAAUGUUGCAUCUUACACAUGUGUACAAAUGGCAAUACUUUAUAGAUAACUAUUAUAAUGUUGCAUCUUACACAUGUGUACAAAUGGCAAUACUUUAUAGAUAACUAUUAUAAUGUUGCAUCUUACACAUGUGUACAAAUGGCAAUACUUUAUAGAUAACUAUUAUAAUGUUGCAUCUUACCCUGAGGAAUGCUAUGUACAUAGCAGCGCUUCAGUAUGUUAAAACGCUCGAUAGUAUUAUACUGUAAUUAAAGCGAAGAUACAGCACAUACUAUGUAGCACCUUGUAGCAUCUAUCUAUCCUCCCUGUCUUGGGCUAAAUAGUUUCCGCUAUCAGGAAUCUGCUGUAGGCAAUGAUUCAAUUAUCAUUUUUAUCUAAAACAGUAACACAUACUCACCUGUUAAUGAGGAAUUGCUUUUUUAUUCUCAUCAUGAAUUAGAAUAAAUAAUUGUAGCUUCAUUGUUUGAAAUAAUUAAGUUGAAAGGAAAUAAUGAAAUAGAGUUUCCUAAGAUAUUUGUCCCGUAGUAUUGACAGCAGCAUUUGGGGGAGGGGGCGACGAUUUCUAGGGUCUGGAGGGGCAGGUUGUCCCCAUAAUGUGUAGCUGACACUAGGACAUCACCUGGGACACAUGAUGACAUCGUUACGCCCUGUGAUGCACACAGGGUGGCUGCUUCAUCAGCAUCGGGAAUCUGCAUCUAAGGGAUGUAACUCUGCUGUGACUAAUCGAGACGACAGUGUCCAUUUAUCUUGUGUGUACUGUACUGUACUGCCUGUGUUUAUAAUGAACAGUAACCACGUAACAUAUAUAUGCUUAUUAUAUAAUCGGAUGCAUUGUGUGUGUUUAGAUUUCUGCUAUGGUUGAAUAAAACUUCGAGACUGA
Haliotis rufescens (red abalone) is the source of this 5465-nucleotide messenger RNA. RefSeq lists its product as uncharacterized. Gene Ontology annotation, cellular component: extracellular region. The record is from RefSeq and is a predicted model, not a curated record. Bases 142 to 1716 code for a protein of 524 amino acids. Lineage: Eukaryota; Metazoa; Mollusca; Gastropoda; Lepetellida; Haliotidae. Gene Ontology annotation, molecular function: chitin binding. The transcript has 7 exons.